Nasonia vitripennis (jewel wasp) is the source of this 2949-nucleotide messenger RNA. RefSeq names its product stress-induced-phosphoprotein 1 (gene Stip1). The transcript has 4 exons. Gene Ontology annotation, molecular function: Hsp90 protein binding. Lineage: Eukaryota; Metazoa; Arthropoda; Insecta; Hymenoptera; Pteromalidae. The record is from RefSeq and is a predicted model, not a curated record. The coding region runs from base 314 to 1963 and encodes 549 amino acids.
UUCGUCAAAGCCGUGACGUCAAGCCCGCAGCGAUACAAAACAGCGCGGCUCGCGCCCAAUAACCCCAAACUCGCUCGACUUCAGACCGAUUCGCACGGGCUUCUCGAGCUUUCCAAAAAUCGCACCGGCAUCAGAUGCACACGGUUAUUCGCAGUGAAAAGAAGAGAUAGUCGAAGCUUCGACGCUUAUAUACCUACUUAGAUUGUUCGCGAAGUCUCAGCGCAAUUGUAUUUUCUUUUCGUUUUUCACCCCGAGGAGGAUUUUCUUAUUUUCUUUCGUCGUCAGUCCUUUUGAUAAGCUAUAUCGUUGAAUUAUGGAAAAGGUAUCCAUGCUAAAGGAUUUAGGAAACAAACUCUUGGCAGAGAACAAGUUAGACGAUGCUAUUGAUAUUUACACACAAGCUAUAGAAAUAGAUAGCAAAAAUCAUGUAUUGUACAGCAAUCGUUCCGCAGCUUAUGCUAAAGCUGGAAAAUACGAUUUGGCACUCCAAGAUGCUGAAAAGACUGUAUCGCUUAAACCCGACUGGUCAAAGGGAUAUUCGAGGAAAGGCAGUGCUUUGGCUUACCUAGGAAGAUACGAUGACUCGAUUGAAACUUACUCAAAGGGACUGCUAUUGGACCCCAGAAAUGAACAAUUGCAAUCUGGUUUAGAAGAGGUCAAAGCUCAAAAAAAUAGUCAAAGUCAAUUUAACAGUCAAGGUGCUUUACGUAAUCCCUUCGUCGGGGCAGAUGUCAUGACAAAGUUGAGAAAUGAUCCCAGAACAAAGGCUUAUCUGGAUGAUCCUGAGUACAUAAAAAUGUUGGAUAAGUUUCGAACCAACCCCACAUCUUUAAGUUCUCAUCUGUAUGACACAAAAGUAAUUACAACACUCGGUGUACUGUUAGGCUUCAAUGAGACGGAAAUGAAUAUGGAUGUUGAUCCUCCUAAGUACGAGGAAAAACCACAGAAAAAGGCAGAAGAGCCAAAGCCAAAGCCAAAAGAAGAAGAAAACCUAUCUGCAGAAAAGAGGCAAGCUUUGGAAGAAAAGAAUCUUGGAAAUGCAGCCUACAAAAAGAAAGACUUUGAGGAGGCUUUAAAACACUACAACAAAGCCGUCGAAAUCGACCCGACGGAUAUUACGUAUUAUCUAAACAUAGCCGCAGUUUAUUUUGAACAGAAGGAAUACGAAAAGUGCAUAGCACAAUGCGAAAAAGCCAUUGACAUCGGUCGCGAGAACCGAGCCGAUUUCAAGCUGAUCGCGAAGGCUUUCACGAGAAUCGGUCACUCUCACAAGAAAAUGAACAACUGGAAGCAGGCUAAAGUGUACUACGAAAAAUCGAUGUCGGAACACAGAACACCGGAGAUCAAGACGCUUCUGUCUGAUAUCGAAAAAAAGAUCAAAGAAGAAGAAAGGAAAGCUUACAUCGACCCUGUUAAGGCUGAGGAGGAAAAGGAGCUGGGUAACGAGAAGUUCAAGGAAGGUGAUUACGCGGCCGCUGUAAAACACUACACAGAAGCCAUCCUCAGAAAUCCUGAUGACCCCAAGUACUACAGUAACCGAGCAGCGUGCUAUACAAAACUGGCGGCAUUCGACUUAGGUUUAAAAGACUGCGAAAAGUGUGUAGAGAUCGACCCCAAAUUCAUCAAGGGUUGGAUCAGGAAAGGCAAGAUUUUGCAGGGAAUGCAGCAACAGGGCAAAGCAAUCACCGCAUACCAAAAAGCGUUGGAUCUGGAUCCAACCAAUGCCGAGGCCCUCGAUGGAUACCGCUCAUGUUCGGUAGCCGUCAGUUCCAACCCCGAAGAAGUCAGGAAGCGAGCCAUGGCCGAUCCGGAGGUGCAGAGCAUUCUCAGAGACCCUGCCAUGCGACUUAUCCUCGAACAGAUGCAGAACGACCCCAAAGCAUUGCAAGAUCAUCUAAAGAAUCCAGACAUCGCAGCAAAACUUCAGAAGCUUUUGGAAUCGGGACUUGUAGCCAUACAUUGAUAAAGUUGACAUUAACAAAAAACAUUUUUAUAUACGUAUAGCUCCAGCGAAACGCUUUUUCCAUUAAGUUCCUUCCGCGCAAAGGUCAACUCGAAUUAUAUUCUAUUUCACUGUUAUUAUUGUCAUCAUUGUGUAUCAACUUUUUACAAAAAUAGGGUAUUUUUACACGUUUUUGUCAUUGAUUGCCUACGUGUAUCAGUUAUGUUAUUCCCAACUUAUACACUAAAGAAAAAUACAGCAAAAAAAGUAGAAAGCAAAAAUACGAAAAAAUGUGUUCAGUUUAAUUCAAUAUUUAUAUAUAUAUAUAUAUAUAAAAAAUUAUAAAUUGUAAUAAUAGGCAGUAAAUAAUUUAACUAAUUAUAAAAUAACAAUAUCUUUUCGUUUUCAACGAACCAAAAUAAUUAUUUUAAAAUUAAUAAUUCCAAAUAUUUUGAUUUGUAAAAGCAAAUCACAUUAAUCAUGCGUCAAAACGCGGCCUUUUCCAGUCCAUUGCUCCUUUAAAUUUACUUUCAAGCCCAAAUCUCUCAAAGCUGCCUUUAGGUCGUUUUCUAAAUUUUCUCCGUGUUUCUCGAGAGCACUGUUGAAUAUAUCCUCAAUGCCAUAUACAAUAAAUUCUCUCGAUUCAUGCUUAUUACGGACCGACAUAUUCCUGACUGCCCAAGAAGCUUGCUGAAUCACAUUGGCACUAUUGGGAUAAGCUUUGACUGCAUCGAUUAUAAUCGGCACGGCCCCGCAAUCGUAAAAGACGCCAGCGUUUGAGGGACUUUUCAAUGUCAAUGCUGAUAUGCAAGCAAGUCCUGCUGUUACUACAGCUUCUGAACUCUGUAAAUAAAAACAGUAAUGUAUGAUGACGAAUCAUAAAAGAAGCUUCUACUUAACGAAAAUUUUGUUUGUAGUCUUGUAAUUAUUACUUUUUUAUUUUAUUAAAAAAUGCCAGUGAUUUUCGUUCAAGAGGAUGUAAAUAAAUCUGAUUUCGAUAAAUAGAA